AUGUUCAAAAAAAGAAAUAAAUCUUCUAAAAAGAGGAAAGCUGAGACUCAAAAAGAUAUAAUCUCUACAAAAAGGCAAAAAGUAAAUGAUCACACAGGAUUUACUGACGAUGAAGAAGACAUAGUAAUAAAGAAAAAGACAGCAGAACCAACAAAGAAAAUCAAAGGACUUGACUUAGAUAAAGUGCAUGCAGAAAAGAUAGCAAAGAGCUUGAAUGAGAACAAAUUCGCAGAAGUCACAAACUUCCAUUUGACAAACGAGAAGCCACCUGAAGAGCCUAAGAAUAAGACUAAUGUUCCUGAUAAAAUAAAGGAUCUAUUUAAACUGCCUGAGGAGCUUAAUUACGCUAAUUACAAUGAAAAUCGAGAUGUAAUAGACAAAAAGCACUGGCUGGCUGGUUUAGCAGAAAUUGAUGUCGACAAGGAAAAAGAUGAGAGCAUGAAUCCUACAGUUAAUGUUGUUGCAAAAGCUCUUAACAAAGAAGCAGUUGCUGAUCUUGUACAACAGAAAGAGGAUAAUACUCUCAGAUUUGACCGAGUUAAAAUGGAUGAGUUUGAUGAAUCACAGUUUAAAUAUCUUACUGGAGCAUAUGGUAGACAUAACAGGAAGAAGGCAAAGAAAGAUUAG
Messenger RNA from Moneuplotes crassus, 627 nucleotides. Lineage: Eukaryota; Ciliophora; Spirotrichea; Euplotida; Euplotidae. The record is from the annotation of a GenBank genome assembly.